CUCUUUCUCUCCGCUGUGCAGGUGUUUGACCCGAACAUCACGAUGGUGGAGACGGGUCCAGCUCCAGACCAGGAGAACAACACAGCGAAGUUCGUGAUCGGUGCCAGCGAUGAGGACUUCGAGGAACAGGAGACGCUGCAGCUGCCGUCGACCCACGUGGUUCCCCCCGACGGCGGCUGGGGCUGGGUGGUCGUGGCGGCGUCGUUCAUGUGCAACGUGGUGGUCGACGGCAUCAUCUUCUCCUGCGGGGUGCUGCUGCCCGUCUUCCAGAAGGAGUUCGGCGUCUCCAUGUCCGAGGUGUCGUGGGUGAGCUCGCUGCUCGGCGGGUUCUACCUCAUCGUGGGUCCCUUCGUGUCGGCGCUGGCCAACGCCUACGGGUUUCGCGUCGUGUGCAUCCUGGGCGCCGUCAUCUCCUCGGUGGCUUUCGGAAUCUCCUACUUCGCCACCAGCAUCUACUUCCUGCAGUUCUCCUUCGGUAUUCUGGGAGGCAUUGGCUUCGGGUGCAUCUACGUGCCAGCGGUGAUCGCGACUGGCUUCUACUUCGAGCGGCGUCGGGCUCUGGCCACGGGCAUCGCCGUCUGCGGCUCGGGCAUCGGCACCUUCAUCUUCGCGCCCCUCAAUGCCAUGCUCAUCGCCAGCUUCGGGUGGCGCUACACCACCCUCGUGUAUUCCGGCAUCAGCCUCUCGUGCGCCGUGUACGGCCUGGCCUUCAAGCCGCUCAAGGCAGGACCCGCGCCCGUGGACGACGACUUAGAGCCCCAGGGAACGCCCCUGCUGAUGAGAAUAAAGCGCGCGAGGGACGAGCAGCUCCGCCAGUGCGCCUCCGCCUUGUCCAUGACCUCAAUGAACUCUAAAACGCAAUCAAAAUCCAAUCUGGAGGAAAACCUAACAGCCUACGAUGCCAAGGGAAGUGCCGCCGUCGCCAAGGCCUUCCUGGAGCGCCACGGGGGCAGCGCGAACAAGAGGUACAGCUUCCCGGGCAUCGUCGUCACAAACCCCGACACCAUCAAGGAGGAGACGGAGACCCCGCUCAUUGAUGGCGAGACGGAGGAGGGCAAGCAGCUGGAGAACGGCGCCGGCGCGAAAGUGCUGGACAACAACAAGAACGAGACGGAACUGAAGAACAUGCUCAACGUCACAGAACAAGAGAACGAUGCAAAGACGCCCGGGUACCCACGCAACAAGAGCGCGCCUGCGUUGGCUCAACCCAACGCCCUUUUGGCUGAACACCAUCGUCGUCCAUCGAGGCUAGCCAUGAGAACGGAGACUGCCAGGCCAUUCUACCGUGAUGACAUUUUCUACUCAGGGUCUCUGUUGCGUCUCCCAGAAUAUAAAAGCUCUGAUACAGUGGACAAAUACCACCAGUCAGUCACUCAGCUCCCACCCAUGGAAGACAUAGCAGAGGAGGAGGAGGAGAGCAGAAUACGCUGCUGUCCGACUGCUCUUACAAAUGUCAUCUUCAGAAUUUUUGACUUCUCCCUCUUGGCUUCUGUUACCUUUGUUGUGCUGGGAAUCGCUGGGUUCCUGUCCCUCAUGGCUUUAUUCGUCCCCUUCAUGUUUCUGCCUGGCUUUGCCGAAUUACAAGGCGCUGACAAAGGUUCCCAAGCCACUCUGGUCUCUACCAUUGGCAUCACAAACACCUUGGGCAGAAUCAUCUGUGGCUGGAUUUCAGAUCACCCCAAGGUUGAUGCCUUACAUGUCAAUAACUUCUCCCUCAUGAUUGGUGGAGCUGCAACAAUGCUCUUGCCAUUCAUCUCAGACGAGUCCCUCCUCCUAACCUAUUCAGUGGCCUUUGGUGUUUCAGUUGCUGCAUUUGCCUCAUUACGUUCCAUCCUUUUGGUAGAGUUACUUGGCCUUGAAAAACUGACAAAUGCAUUUGGCCUUCUGCUGUUGUUCCAAGGCAUUGCAGCUCUUGUGGGCAGUCCUGUGGCAGGUGCAUUCUACGAUGCCACUAAGUCAUAUGAUGUGGCCUUCUAUGUGUUUGGUGGAAUAUUUGCACUGUCAGGUCUCAUGUGCAUCCCUCUCCGUCUUAUCAAGCGAUGGGAGGACACCAGAAAGGAAAAGAAACUCCAGGAAGCAAAUGAAGAGAAAGCUUAAAACAAAUGCAAGUGAUGAUGAAUUUCUGGACAGUAUUUAAGACAAAUAAAAAGUCUGUGUCCCCCUCAGGCAUUUUGUGCAAGCCUCUCCAAAACUUCAGUGCAGAGAAUGCUUGAAGACAAAAUAUGAUGAUAGAACAGCAUGUGCACAUGAGGCAUAUUUAAUGACAGAAAAUGGGAAAAGAGACAGAUGCUUUUAAUGCUAACUUUCAUGAAUUACAAUAGAAAUUAUGUUCAUAAAAGAAAAAAUGACUUGAUACAGUAGUUAUAAGCUUGUAUUUUCCUUUUUUUUCAUUAGCAUAAAGAGAGGGUAGCAGACCUUAUCUAUUACAUACUUGCCUGAACCUGAAUUCUGUCUAGCUCAUUAUCAAUGCAACUGUAAUUAGACAUAUAGGUUUUGUUAAUGUCUUAUAUUAAAUACAUACAGAUUUAUUUUUUAAGUUAUUGUGAUAUAAAUCUGAAGAAUAGAAAAAGCUGCUCCUAUGAGGGAAUGUUUGAAGGUAAAAUGUUGGUUUACAAGAAAUCUCUUAGUUCUGAUACAAUUGUCCGCUGAAACAAACUUGUUUUUUACUCUUUUUUUCAUGUUUCUUUAAUUUUGUAAUCGGGAUCUGAGUCUCUUUAAUGACCUUUCUCAAAAUAUAUAUUCCUUUCUUUUAAUGCUUAGAAAAAAAAAGUAUUUGCAAAGUCUGCUUGAAUAGUAAGUUAGCAGUCUUGACUUAUUUACAAUGUGAGAUGAAUCAGACGUAACCAUCAACCCUUUCUUCAUUUUGCUUCCUUUUUCCCACAUUCAUUCUCUGAGCAGAAGUAUUUUUUACUUUUUUUCUGUCUGUUGGAGUUAACUAGUCUUAAUCCAGAUGGGAAUAGUGAUCUUAUCGAACUAUCUCAUUUUUCUUUUUUUUUAAUUCAAAAAUUCUGGGUAGCUUCUAUUAGUUUGCUAUGCUUAAAGUGUGCAGAUGAGUACUUUCGAAGAAUGACAGAUCCAUAAAUGCAUUUUGUAUAGAAUAUAUUAUAUUUAAGAUACAUUAGUUUUUAUUAUUUUGUAUCUGAUGGAGUGAAGACAGUUCAAAUUAUGAAUUUCAUAACUCAACUCCAGUUAUCUACCAUUUUUCAUACACUAAUAUACUAGUACCUUAAAAAAAAUAUCUUUAAAAAUCAUUUCUAGCAAUAUCACUUAAAUGACACUGAUAUUCCAGAAGAUACACAAAGUGUUAGUAUUUCUAAUUUCUCUCUGUAUAGGCUAUGUUUCAUGAUACCGUAAGAAAAAAAAAUAUAUGGUACCGUAAUAUCUUCUGCCACGUUUGCUGUAUUUAUAACUAAGUAUUUAUUAGCACUACACAAAGCUAUUGUAGUGUGAUAAAGAAAUAAGUGAGAUUGCAAAGUGAUACAAGUUCUUUAAUGGCUGGAUGUUAGCAUAUUCAUAUUUUAUACAGCAAUAACUUGAAAUGUUGCUUGUUUUACAUGGGGACACCUGGUAGAAGAUAACUAUAUUGUAAGUAUGUGUGUAAAUAUAAUAUUGUUACCCGUAUCUCUUUGAUGAUUACACCAUAAUUAAUUUCAUGCUGUCAUUAACAGGGUAUUCAGUAAAAUGCAAAGAAAAAAUAAAAUUACAUUAGAAAAAAAAAAAAGCUGUAGUGUUAGUCAUAUAUAUUUGUAACAUUAAGAGCAUGUGAUAUUCAUAUUGCCCUAUGUUUAGGACUACACCUCUGAUUAUUAGUAUUGCAAUUACUGAGUAAUUAAAGACAGGAUUUUUUCACAAUUACCAGGCUUACAAGCCCUUGGAAUAUGAUACAUCCAAAUGUUUAGUAUAAUACUUUUACUGUGUGUAUAUAUAGUCACAAGUCAGUGAGCAGAAGCCUUUAUUCCCAUGUUAUAGACAGGCCUUUUUACAUUAGUACACACCAACUAAUUAUGUAUUUAUUCUGACACAAAUUAAUUCAAUAAUUGCAAAGAAAUCAGUACUGGCUGAUGUACCUAAUUUUCUUUGCAAACUGAAUAUUAAUGUGUAUGCAUGUAGGAAGGACUGCCUGACAAACUAUGUAUAUUUCCUUUGAAGGCUUGGUAUGGAUAAGACACAAUAAAGACUUUUUUCA
Molecule: messenger RNA, 4186 nt
Organism: Penaeus indicus
Lineage: Eukaryota; Metazoa; Arthropoda; Malacostraca; Decapoda; Penaeidae
Product: monocarboxylate transporter 3-like
Exons: 14
Coding region: 43-2097 (684 amino acids)
Biological process (GO): monocarboxylic acid transport; transmembrane transport
Cellular component (GO): membrane
Molecular function (GO): monocarboxylic acid transmembrane transporter activity
Source: RefSeq, a predicted model, not a curated record